Molecule: messenger RNA, 1518 nt
Organism: Panicum virgatum (switchgrass)
Lineage: Eukaryota; Viridiplantae; Streptophyta; Magnoliopsida; Poales; Poaceae
Exons: 3
Coding region: 1-1518 (505 amino acids)
Source: RefSeq, a predicted model, not a curated record
AUGACGACCGUCGUGGAUGAGCUCAUGAAGAAGUUCGACGGGUUCGACGCAGCCAUGACGUGGGUGCUCGACAAGCUCACCGCACUCGAAGCUUGGAAGUCGUCAUCAAGAGCUACUAUGGACAAGCUGCUCAACCAGGAAGAGGAGCUGGAGAAAGUUAAACUGAAGCGUUCAUAUCGCCACGACUCUAAAGAUAAUCAGAAGCCUGGUUGCAAGGUUUUCACUACCAAUGAUAUGCUGAAGCAUUCUCUGAAGAAAGAUUGUCGGUACCCCAGGACUGGGUUAGAUGACUCCCCUGACUACUCAUCUUGUGAAGAAGAGGAGGCUCAUCCCGUCAUGGUUGUACAACAGUCUCAGCCACAGGAUAAUCCUACUGCAGUACGCAGGAAGAGGAAGACUAUGAGGUUCAAAGGGUUUGUGGGCAAAACUGAAAUACUGAUCUUAUUAGACUCUAGCAGUGCUGGCACAUUUAUCAGCCCAGAGACUGCUGCAUCCAUUCAGCAGUCAGAACAGUCUUGUGAUCCCCUUCAGUUUGUUACUGCUGAUGGGAGCCCCAUGCUGUCAACAACUUUCAUCCCUCAGUUGCAUUGGUGUAUUCAGGGACAUUCUUUUACUUAUGAUGCCAGAGUUCUUCCAUUAAAAGGGUUUGAUAUGAUAUUGGGUGCUGGUUGGUUGGAAGACCACAGUCCAAUGUGGCUACAUUGGAAGAAAAAGAUUAUGAGAAUUCCACAUCAAGGCCGCAGAAUUCAGUUACAGGGCCUACAAGAGGACACAUCUAGAUGUUUCAAAGUAUCUCCCCACAAGCUGAAAGGAUUGUUGAAACGACAGGCUGUUACUCAUUGUGUGAAGAUUAAGAAGCUGGCUGAACUUGAGACUGAUACUGGCAGUGAUCUUAUUCUGAUGGAUCCCAUUGCUCUUGUUUCUGAGCAGCUGUCUCUAUCUGCUUCUAUUCCAUCUGGUAUUCAGUCUGUCAUUCAACAGUACUCUCAUCUGUUCCAGGAACCAUCAACACUGCCUCCCUCUAGAGAAUUUGACCAUUCAAUUUCACUUAUGCCUGAAGCACAACCUGUAAAUGUCAGACCAUACAAAUAUGCCCCUCAUCAGAAAACUGAGAUUGAAAAAAAGGUUGAUGACAUGCUAUCAAAACGUCUUAUCCAAAAGAGCGUGAGUUCCUUUGCCUCCCCUGUGUUGUUAGUCAGAAAGAAAUAUGGUUCUUGGAGGUUUUGUGUGGACUACAGACAACUCAACACCAUUACAGUCAAAGACAAACAUCCUAUGCCAGUUGUUGAUGAGCUCCUAGAUGAAUUACAUGGCUCACAGUGGUUCACAAAGCUUGAUUGCAGGCCAGGAUAUCAUCAGAUUAGACUUACACCAGGUGAUGAGAAGAAGACAACAUUCAAAACUCACCAUGGUCUUUAUGAGUUCUUGGUCAUGCCUUUUGGUUUAACCAAUGCUCCAGCUACCUUUCAAGCUGCCAUGAACUCGAUUUUUGCCCCAUUAAUGAGGAAGGGUGUCUAG